This is a messenger RNA of Ectocarpus siliculosus, 1629 nucleotides long. NCBI's taxonomy places the organism in Eukaryota, Phaeophyceae, Ectocarpales, Ectocarpaceae. The record is from the annotation of a GenBank genome assembly.
AUGUGCGAAGGAGGAAUACCUAGCCCAACUCCGGGGCCCUCCCUGCAGCCGACGGCACCUAGCCCAACUCCGGGGCCCUCCCCGCAGCCGACGGCAAUCGCCCCGGAUGUGUUGUUCGUGGAGGUCAUGGACGCCACAGACGGGGCGUGGGAGGCUGUAUAUACCCCGGAUGGCACACACGUGUAUUUGACGGGGAAGGAGAGCGACAGCAUCGUUGCAUUCGAGGUAGACUCUUCCGACGGCAGCUUGACGAUGGUCGGCGACUUUGACAUGAAUACCGGCGGGACGGGGGCGGGGACUCUCGACGGGCCCACUGUCCUAACACCCUCCCCUGACGGGCGGUGCCUCUUCGUGGUGGCCGCGGGCAACAACUCGCUCACGAGCCUGAGCAUCGACGGCGCGGGAUCGGGAAACCUGACCUACGCGGGUACGGUGUCCGGCGCGGCGCUGGCUGAAGCCUGGGACGUGGUUGCCAGCCCUCUGCUCGGAGACCACGUGUACGUUUCGUCGCCAGCGUGCGGGUGCAUCAUCACGUUUGCUGCAGACCUUGAGACUUGUGGGUUGACGUACGUUUCCAACGUGACCGAGUCUCUCGUCUCUCCGACGGGAAUGGCGGUCUCGCCCGAUGGACUGUUCCUGUACGGGACGGACUCGGUGGCUUCUGGUGGUGCGCUCAUGUUGUUUAGCAGAGACCCACAAACUGGGGAUCUGGCGCUGCUGCAGACGAUUUCCGACAGUGAAGGCACCGGGGAACUGCAGGAGGUUGAGUUGGAAGGAGCGACGACCCCGACCCAGCUUGGCCUAGAUGGGGCGUCGUUGGUGACUGUGAAUCCGGAUAACUCCCGCGUCUUGGUGGCGAGUAACGCGAACGAUACGUUCUGGGUGCUGAACGUUGGCGACGAUGAAUGCGCGGUUCUCGAGCUGCAGGACACAAUCGCUGAGGGAGACGGGGGCCACAUCGGGGGCCUGACCGAUAUCAGGAGCAUUGCCGUUAGUCCCGACGGCCGCACGGCCCUUGUGGUCAGCUCAAUGGAUGGCACGAUCGCCUUGUUUCGGGACACUAUCACCACGGACCCAUCUCCAUCUGCCCCAACGCCGGCACCCACCUCGGAAGGAGAAGACCCGUCUCAACCCCCGAACGAAGACGAGUGGUACGAGCGGCAGGCUAUAUGGCUCGGCCUAGGCGGGGCUGCGGCCACCGUGGCGGCAGCGGGCUUGGUCUGGUUCUUGAUCGCGAACGGUUGCUGCGGUAUCGUUAUCCUCAUGGUUCGAGGGAAGACGAAGGUCAAGUGCCCGGCCUGCGACAAGAAGAUGGAGGUUAAGCGGAAAGGGCUCGGGCACCGCACCACUUGCUCGUGCGACAAGCUCCGGGCCAAGGCGGAGGCCGACGCCGGACAGAACGGUGGUCAAUCGGGGAAAGUAUUGUUCCACCCGGACCCCAGGUACAUUGCGACGUGCCCACACUGCGGAAAUGUGAGCUGCGCCCCGUGCGACGUUCGUGACAAAAAAGCAACGUUUCCUUUCCUCCUCGAGAACAACCCCAAAGGUGGCGAGGAAAUGGGAGCGGCAGACCCUUCGGCCAUAGAGGUUGGGAUGGACGACGCGGAACGCACCCCAACGUCACUUUGA